GGAUCAGAGACUUUUUUUUUUUAUAUAUAUUUCUUUGCUGUGAUGUGAUGGAGAUAUGUUGAACAUGGGAGUACCGCUGUCUUUAUCCCUGUCGUUAAUGUGGCUGCUGCUGUCCUUUGCCAACUGUUCUCAUUUCAGAGGUGGUUCCAUAUCAUGGAAACCGACGUCCAACCCGUCACAGAUUGAGAUCUCCCACCAGAUGGCUUGGAGACGGUCCUACAGCAGCUCGUCAUAUUGUGACGACACAAAAAUAGCGAACGGAGGGCUCAUAGCUCUAUCAGCCAAUUUGUACUGCAGAGAGGGCUGCAACUCGACCAGCAGUAUCAGCACCAUGCGCGGUAAAUGCAUUGCGUUCAGCGCAGGAGAGGAUUGGUCCCUGGGAGAGGGGUCGUUCUUAUUCACUGUUCCUACCCCUGGAAUUCAGUACACUUUCAGGCUGGAGGGCUGUUGCUGGCAAAGUUUGAGUAAUGGCGCUUCAAGUGGUUCAAUGAGAAUGACUUUGACCGCUGACCUACAACCUCGAAGUGACACAGGGGUCAUCAACUCCUCUCCGGUCGUCACUAUGACACCCGUUGUUCGUCUUCUCGCUGGCUGUCAACAUUCAUUGAGAAUACCAGUGAUUGACGCAGACGGGGACAUCGUGCGUUGUCGGUUCCCGACCUCCAACAGCACCAACGAGUGCGGGAAACUCUGUGACGGACUUGCAGGCAGUACCAUAGACACGGAUACGUGCGUAUUUAAUUAUAAUUCAACGUCGGGGACAGGAACCUAUGGGGUGAGUGUGCAGAUCGAGGACUUCGCUGUCACGGCUCCCACCGCCGUUCUGAGCUCGGUGCCAGUACAGUUCCUGAUCAUUGUGUUCUACGACUCCUUGUCGUGUGACGAUGCACCGUCCUUUGUGGACCCCACCCCACCGGAAGCCAGCUGUCACGUCGUAACAUCAACCUUUACUAAAACAAUCGUGGCAAGAACAAAAAAUGCUGCCCAUUCAGUAACAAAGAUAUUCCUUAUGGGUCCUACUGGAAUUACAAAGACCAGCUUAGCCCCCUAUGGGAGUUCCGGUAGGGAAUGGUCUAUAUCAGUCACGUGGUCACCCACGUCAAAUCAAGCCGGAUAUCAUCUUGUGUGUUUUAAUGCAGAAAUCAACAGCAAACUCUCCUCAAGUAUGAUUUGUAUUGAUCUGAUGAAAGGAACGCCACCAUCCAUUAAACAAAAUUGUCUGACGCCAUCUAGUGACGUCAUCAUGGGGCCCAAUAUUACAUUUAAAAUGUGUUUUGAUAGAAAGAUUAUGCGACCAACGACAGAUAAAUUCAUGAUAAUUUAUCAUUCAAAUGGAACUGAAGCAAACAGAUUCAAUAUAACGGAUCCAAACAUAGCAAUAUUUUCGACUGCUGUCGAUCGCACUGUUACUGUCACGUGGGGCGGAUCAUCGGGGUCUGACAUAUUAGGUGUUGGACAAUAUUAUAUUUUACUAGAAGCAGGGUCAGUUGCCGCUCCUCCCCUGAGUUGUCUGGCAGACUGGCCUGGAAUUACCCAGCCUUUUUACUGGAACUUCACCGUAGUUGAUCGUACUCCACCUACCCUCAGCUUUACAUCAAACCCAACACAGGUCAACGACAACGAUUCCUUCUCUGUGACUUGGACGGUGAGUGAACCACUCUCCGUGGAGCGCUGUAAUUUGACAACACCUUCAUCUUCAUCCAUAGUGAACUGUCGCGGUACCUUUACUCAAAACAACUUGGUCGCAGGAAAUUAUUCCAUUAGUAUUGAAAUAGAAGAUUUGAACGGGAACAAAGCUGGACCGUUUGACCACCAGUGGGUCGUUAUUGAUAGUACUCCACCUACCCUCAGCUUUACAUCAAACCCAACACAGGUCAACGACAACGAGACCUUCUCUAUGACUUGGACGGUGAGUGAACCACUCUCCGUGGAGCGCUGUAAUUUGACAACACCUUCAUCUUCAUCCAUAGUGAACUGUCGAGGCUCCUUUACUCAAAACAACUUAGUCGCAGGAAAUUAUUCCAUUAGUAUUGAAAUAGAAGACUUGAACGGGAACAAAGCUGGACCGUUUGACCAUCAGUGGGUCGUUACUGACGUAACGCCGCCAAGUCUCACAUUUGUGACCAACCCUUCCCUGACUAAAAGCAACGCCUCUAUCACUUGGACCCUUAGUGAGCCUGUUGCAUCAUCUAAAUGUACUGUGACGUUUCCGAACGGCACCGUAGUAAAUGAAACUUGCAAUGACCAAUGGGAAGCUAUUGAUUUACCACGUGGUACUUACCAAAUCAGCAUCGUUUUGGUUGACGCAGCUGGUAAUAUCGGGGGAGCAUUUCGCCACACUUGGACGAACAUUGACGUCACGCCCCCGAUUCUGACAUUCAGAAGGAAACCAAGGAGAUCUCUGAGCAAGGCUAACAUUACCUGGGUGACUAACGAGGAAGCUGAUGGAGUGUGUGAAGUCCAGGGCCCUUCCUCUUUUUAUAGGUCAGUAGUAUGCGACAAAGCCUGGAGCGAGGACUAUUUACCGGAAGGGAAUUUUAUCCUUAACGUCACCGUUUAUGACAGGUCUUUAAACAUGGCAGGUCCAUUCCAACAUAAAUGGUACAAUCGAGAUGUAAAACCUCCGGAGUUGAAACUGACGAGCACUCCAUAUUGUGACAAGUCAUAUGAUAAUGCCUCUCUUACGUGGACUUUCAAUGAGGACGCAACAUCAACGUGUCUGAUCAAAACGUCAUUAGGGACCGAGUUUGCCGUCUGUGACAAAAGUUGGAGUGGAACUUUUUUGCCUGAAGGAAAUGUAACAAUCGAAAUAAAUGCUCGUGAUAAAUCAAGGAACUCUGCACCAUCUUUCUCGUAUACCUGGUACAACAAGGAUAUUACGCCUCCAGUACUGACCUUUACACGGAACGGAGCAUUAACAAUAAAUGAUGCAACGAUCACAUGGUCUGUCAAUGAACCGGCAUCGGCCAACUGUACGCUCACCACUCCAUUCACGACUUCGGUGUUUUCUUGUGAUUCUGGUUCAUGGUCUGGGAGCAGUCUUCAAGGAGGGGUUUACGAACUCAGUAUUCGCUUGCUGGAUCUUGGUAACAACUCUGCGGGGCCAUAUGUUCAUAAAUGGAGAAACGUGGACACAAUCAGACCAAAAAUGACCUUUACCAAGACCCCCAGUAGAACGUACAGUAACGCGACAAUACAAUGGGGCGUGUCUGAACCCGUGAACGGCAGUUGUGAAAUCAGAGGACCCUCUAACUUCUACAGGAACGUGUCUUGCGAUCGCAGCUGGGUGGGAUUGAACCUCCCUCCAGGAUCCUUUACUCUUUCAAUUAUGGUGAUCGACACUUCUGGAAAUAUCGGGGGUCCUUCCAGUCAUACGUGGAUUAACGAGGAUGUUACACCGCCAUCACUUCAGUGGGUAGGUUCAACUCCAUCCCAAACUAAUGGAAGCAUCAUGUUGUCCUGGACGACGGAUGAAGCAGUGACGUCACUUUGUACCGUUCAUUCUCCAGUGAAGGCUACAGACGUAUCGUGUAAUAACAAGUGGGUGGGAACAGAGCUGAGACAUGGAGAGUACUCCUUAACAGUUAAAAUGGUGGACGGGUCCGGCAACAAAGCGGAGGCUGUUCAUCGCUGGAACAAUACUGCACUGGAAUUGGUAUUUGAAGUGAUACUGACUCUUUCGAAUGUGAAAGUAACGAAUUUUACAAACAAAACGUCUCCAGAAUACACCAAGCUAGAAACAGAGAGUCAGACCGGAUUGGAAAAUUUCUAUCAACAAAAAGUCGACAAUUUUAAGGCGGUCCACAUCAGAGACAUCAACGUUUUUUCGAAGCCAACCAGACAGAAAAGAAGUACCACCUCGACCGGAAGUCAGGUAAUAGUAGACCAUGACGUUGUCCUGGGUGGGAACAAUAUGUCCACAGGUGCAGCUGCUCUGUCCAAAACCCUGUCAACGCUUUCUACCGGGGGGUCGACCAUAAACAUUGGAGGAUCAACAGCAUCGUUCGCCAAUGUCACUCUCUUGUUGGAUAAACGAGCAUCAAACGUAACAUUUAGUAAAGACUCCAGUACUUGUGAAAUAUCUCAACUGUAUGUCAAAUGUGGUCUUAGAGAGUACUGUGACGAGGCAACAGGCAUGUGUGUAACCAACGCAAAACCAGAUAACAACGGUAUGAUUUUAAGCAUCGGGCUCGGAGUGUCGGGGCUGGUCGUUCUGCUGCUGACUACAAUCAUAGUCGUUCUGUUUUAUCUCCGGAAGAAAGCAGAGCAACACAAAAAAAGACAGCAGAUUGAAAACGAUGAAAAGAAAAGGUUUGAAAAGCCAGUGGAAACAAUAACUUUCCCACCGCAAGUAAUGUACAAGCCUUAUAAAUACUGGCAGUAAUGUGACGAAAGGGGAAAUGGCCGUGAACAGCAUAUCACUGAGUUAUUGUUAAACAGCUGUUAUAACAUAACGAACAAUAUCUGGAUACUUUAACGUUUUUUUUUUAUUAAAUCUUCUGGCUUCAAAGACAUCGUAAACAUCGUAAACAUGGAAUUAUAUGUCACGUUAAUAUGCAUUGAAGUUUUGAAUUGUUGGAAUAUGAAACAAAUAUGCAAAUAAACAACAUAUGAAUACUCA
This is a messenger RNA of Magallana angulata, 4621 nucleotides long. RefSeq lists its product as uncharacterized. The transcript has 26 exons. Gene Ontology annotation, molecular function: protein binding. The record is from RefSeq and is a predicted model, not a curated record. Bases 56 to 4384 code for a protein of 1442 amino acids. NCBI's taxonomy places the organism in Eukaryota, Metazoa, Mollusca, Bivalvia, Ostreida, Ostreidae.